Eucalyptus grandis is the source of this 2499-nucleotide messenger RNA. RefSeq names its product granule-bound starch synthase 1, chloroplastic/amyloplastic-like. The record is from RefSeq and is a predicted model, not a curated record. NCBI's taxonomy places the organism in Eukaryota, Viridiplantae, Streptophyta, Magnoliopsida, Myrtales, Myrtaceae. Bases 16 to 2043 code for a protein of 675 amino acids. The transcript has 14 exons. Gene Ontology annotation, molecular function: alpha-1,4-glucan glucosyltransferase (UDP-glucose donor) activity.
UCCGUUCCGUUACAAAUGGGCGGGGCCGUUUGCUCCGGUGCUUCCAAGCUCACACUCAAGUUCGCAGCGGAAGAAGCUAUUCGGCUCUCUGCAGGCAGCGAGCGAGCGAGCGAGGCGAGGCGAGGGUCGUGCAGGGAAAACCCGCAGCGCGCUGCCCGAGCUCUCCAGGUGAUCGUGUGCAGCAUCUCUCCCCUGAUGGCAUCUGUGAGUGCUGCUCAAUUCGUCCCCGGGAGCUCUUACCUCAGCACUGCAGGAGCAACUGGCUCAGAUUCCAAGACAGUAUUGACCCACAAUGACCUGAAAAACCAACCAAUUACACACUGUGGCUUAAGGUCCUUGAACAAGUUGGAUAUGCUGCAGAUCAAGACUAAUGUAAGGGCAGCUACCAGACAAACAAGAAGAAAGGCAUUAAAGACAGAGGUUGUGAGCCCCUUACGAGUUAUUAAAUGUGGAAGUGGGAUGAACUUAGUUUUUGUAGGUGCAGAAGUUGGUCCAUGGAGCAAAACUGGUGGACUUGGUGAUGUUCUUGGAGGACUUCCACCAGCUAUGGCUGCAAAUGGUCAUCGAGUCAUGACUGUGUGCCCUCGCUACGAUCAGUAUAAAGAUGCUUGGGAUACAGAGGUGCUGGCUGAGGUUAAAGUCGGUGAUAGAACUGAAACUGUUCGCUUCUUCCACUGCUAUAAAAGAGGAGUUGAUCGUGUUUUUGUAGAUCACUCCUUGUUUCUCGAGAAAGUAUGGGGGAAAACUGGAUCCAAGAUUUAUGGUCCCCAAGCAGGGAAGGACUAUAUUGAUAACCAACUUAGAUUCAGCUUGCUAUGCCAGGCAGCUCUGGAAGCACCACGACUUUUAAAUUUGAACUACAGCAAGCACUUCUCAGGACCAUAUGGGGAGGAUGUUGUUUUUAUUGCUAAUGAUUGGCACACUGCUCUUCUCCCCUGCUACUUAAAAUCAAUGUACAAACCUAGAGGAAUCUACAAAAAUGCCAAGGUUGCUUUCUGUAUCCACAACAUUGCAUACCAGGGCAGAUUUGCAUAUGCAGACUUCUCAUUAUUGAACCUUCCAGACCAGUUCAGGGCAUCCUUUGAUUUUAUUGACGGCUACGACAAGCCUGUGAAGGGCAGGAAGAUUAAUUGGAUGAAGGCUGGAAUACUAGAAUCGGACAGAGUUGUCACAGUGAGUCCAUACUAUGCAGAGGAACUUAUCUCUGGCGUAGAAAAAGGUGUAGAAUUGGAUAAUAUUAUCAGAAUGAUUGGUAUCACUGGAAUUGUCAAUGGCAUGGAUGUCCAAGAGUGGAAUCCAGCGUCAGACAAGUACCUCGACGUCAAAUACGAUGCUACAAAUGUGUUGCAAGCAAAGCCCCUGUUGAAGGAAGCACUGCAGGCUCAUGUUGGAUUGCCAAUUGAUAGAAAUGUCCCCGUAAUAGGCUUCAUUGGUAGGCUUGAAGAGCAGAAAGGUUCAGAUAUUCUUGCGCAAGCAAUUCCUCAGUUCAUCCAUGAAGAUGUUCAGAUAAUUGUUCUGGGCACCGGGAAGAAAAAUAUGGAGAAACAACUUGAAGAGCUUGAGAUCAAGUACCCUAACAAGGCUAGGGGAGUCGCGAAAUUCAAUGUUCCCCUUGCACAUAUGAUCACAGCCGGUGCUGACUUUAUGGUGGUACCAAGUAGGUUCGAGCCAUGCGGUCUCAUUCAGCUACAUGCCAUGAGAUACGGAACAGUACCAAUCGUGGCAUCCACGGGGGGUCUGGUCAACACGGUACUAGAAGGUUAUACCGGAUUCCAAAUGGGCGCAUUCAAUGUUGAGUGCGAGACUGUCGAUCCUGCUGAUGUAGCAGCGAUAGCAAAGACCGUGACAAGGGCACUAGCAACUUUUGGCACCCCUGCUCUGAAGGAGAUGAUCGCGAACGGCAUGGCUCAAGAUCUCUCCUGGAAGGGACCAGCAAAGAACUGGGAGAAAUUGCUAUUGAAUCUAGAGGUCACCGGCAGUGAACCUGGAGUCGAUGGAGAGGAGAUUGCUCCUCUAGCUAAAGAGAAUGUGGCCACUCCUUAGCUUGGUCAGCUUCCAAUACCUGCUUUUCAGUAUAUGCUCCAAUGAACAAACCAACUACCCUGAUGGCUGACUACAGGAAACAAAAUAGUUUCCCUCGUCAAAAAGGAUAAAAAGGUACCCUAAUGACCAUCUUAUAUAAGCCUUCUCUUUUCCCUCUUUCUUCUGGUGUAAUAUAGAAGCUUCUUGUCGAACCUUUCCUCAUAACGCACCAGCACUCGAAGAAGGCAGUGGAUGCUGCUCUUUGGAAUGUUGAAAUUAGCUAUAUUCAGAGGCAAUGAAGAAUGGAAGGGCCUAGGCAAAUCUAUGCUCAAUCUGUCAUGAGUUGUAUAGAACGUUUUUCUGUAGUAGUUAUUCAUUGCGUUGAAGGUGCAACUGUGGAAAGACUUGUAGUUGUUACACUAAUGAUAGCUAUGUACGCCAUUUGCCGCAGCAAAAAAUGACCUUCCAAUGUUUAAA